UUGUACGAAAGGGAGAAAUAGUGGCGACUCAAAGUACAGAAGGAGGAGAGGCGGGGAAUAGUCGUCUCCAUUCUUUUCUGUCAUCGAUUUUGACGAGUAUUGGUGGAGUUUUUGGACAGAGUAAUAAUCAGAUAGAAGAAGAAGGGGAAGAAGAAUUUGAAAUGGAUCAUAAUAAAGCUGUUGUUCCUCAUAAUUUACCCAGAGGAGGAGAAAUGGGUGGUAAACAGAAAAUUGGACAAGUUGCUGGAAAAACUAGGCGUGUACUCGGAGACAUAGGCAACCUUGUGAUUGUUCCUGCUGUUGAAGGGAAGCCUAAAGCAGCGCAGAUUACUCGUCCUGCUACUAGGAGUUUUUGUGCACAGUUGCUAGCUAAUGCACAAGCUGAGAAGAACAAGAAACCACUUGCAGAAGUCGUCAACAAAGUUGUUCCUACAAAGGUACAAGUUAAGAAGGCAGCAUCAGACAACCUUGCACCUGAAACUGUUAUUGUUAUAAGCCCUGAUAAGGAAGUGAAGCAAAGUCCCUUGAGUGGCAGAAGAAAAACAAAGAAAUCUGAGAAGACUCUCACUUCUACCCUCACUGCAAGAAGCAAGGCUGCUUGUGGACUUGCCAAUAGACCAAAGAUUGACGAUAUCGAUGCUGCGGAUGUUGAUAAUCAUUUGGCUGCUGUGGAGUAUGUUGAGGACAUCUACAACUUCUACAAGCUCACUGAGGACGAAGGUCGAGUGAAUGACUAUAUGGAUUUUCAACCAGAGCUGAAUCAUAAGAUGAGAGCCAUUCUUGUGGACUGGUUAAUAGAAGUUCAUAGGAAGUUUGAGCUAAUGCCUGAAAGUCUUUACCUUACAAUGAACAUACUGGACCGUUUCCUCUCGGUGAAGACGGUUCCCAGGAGGGAACUUCAGUUAGUUGGCAUUAGCUCAAUGCUAAUUGCUUGCAAGUAUGAAGAGAUUUGGGCACCAGAGGUCAAUGAUUUCAUUCAUAUAUCAGACAAUGCAUAUGCCAGAGAUCAGAUACUCCAGAUGGAGAAAGCAAUUCUUGGUAAGCUGGAAUGGUAUCUGACAGUUCCAACACCAUAUGUGUUUCUGGUUAGGUACAUUAAAGCUUCAACACCAAACGAUCAGGAGAUGGAGAACAUGGCUUUCUUCUUUGCUGAACUUGGUCUGAUGAACUAUAAGACCACAAUAACAUGCUGUCCAUCAAUGCUGGCAGCAUCGUCUGUUUACGCUGCUCGUUGUACUCUCAACAAAAGUCCUCUAUGGACUCAAACUCUGCAGCACCAUACUGGAUACUCAGAAGAUCAGUUGAUGGAAAGUGCCAAGGGAUUGGUUAGCUAUCACUUGGGUGCUGCAGAAAAUAAGCUCAAGGCAAUUUACAGGAAGUUUUCGGGUCCAGAUAGAGGUGCUGUUGCCCUCUUCCCACCAGCAAGAAAUCUUUCACCAACUAAUACUAAUACUACUACCUCUUCUUGAGUUGAUUGUUUUUUUAGUUUGGUAGCCAAGGUUGUGUUGAGAUCAUGUUACUGGUGUGAUGAUCUCUCUAGCUUUUUUAGACUAAUGGUUUGAUUUUGGGUUUUGGAGUGUGUGAAACUAUGGUUUUUAUGAUUUUACCUACUAGAUGAAGUCAUGUAAAAAUCCUCACAAUAUGU
Molecule: messenger RNA, 1645 nt
Organism: Solanum verrucosum
Lineage: Eukaryota; Viridiplantae; Streptophyta; Magnoliopsida; Solanales; Solanaceae
Product: G2/mitotic-specific cyclin S13-7-like
Exons: 6
Coding region: 162-1469 (435 amino acids)
Biological process (GO): regulation of cyclin-dependent protein serine/threonine kinase activity; mitotic cell cycle phase transition
Cellular component (GO): cyclin-dependent protein kinase holoenzyme complex; centrosome; cytoplasm
Molecular function (GO): cyclin-dependent protein serine/threonine kinase regulator activity
Source: RefSeq, a predicted model, not a curated record